AUGGUGGUUAAACGUCGUGAAUCGCUGUCGUCCAUAUCUGGCGUUACACUGGCGUUAACUCGCCUUCACACGCGAACUCCAUCGAAUUCGGCAAUUCAUCGACUUUGUUUUUGGAUCGUCAUUCUGUUGUUUCAAUUGGAACACGCUACCAUUUACGAAUAUGCUGUACAAUUGUUGCAUUCGAAUCUCAUUCAUCUUGAUCAAAUGGGUGUUUUUGAACAUACUAGUCUGGAACGUGUCGCAAUGGAUGCUCGUUUACAUUUGGAAUGGGACUUGAAAGCACUCGAUCAGUGUGCUGGCCUUUCAUUUCGAGCCAAUUUCAAUUUUGCGCUAGCCGGAUAUUUGUUGAAGGGACUUAGACAACCGUUUCUCUCAGCACGUGUUGUUCAUCUACUACAGCUGAUCCUACGUAUCCAUGCCAAAACAAAUCAUCAUAAUCCAUAUGUAUUGACUAUGGAUAACACUCCAUAUUUGCUGGCAUUGUUGCCAUUUGAUCAAAAAGUUCAACGUCGUUUCCGCUUAGAGACAUCAACAGAUCAGCAGUUGACGAAAUCAGUUCUCCAUCCUCCGUGGACACUCAACAAUGCGUUACAAUCCGACUCGCCUGAGUGCGUUUCCCUUUUCUUGAUUAUUCUUGUGAGCAUUAUUUGUUUAGAUGGGCAAAGUGGCCCAUUUUCGCGAGCACAACCUACCAAGGUUGAGGUCAGCACUUUCGAAUCGCAUCAACACUUGAUGUUAUCAACUGUUCAAUGA
Anisakis simplex (herring worm) is the source of this 753-nucleotide messenger RNA. The record is from the annotation of a GenBank genome assembly. Lineage: Eukaryota; Metazoa; Nematoda; Chromadorea; Rhabditida; Anisakidae.